AUGAGGUCAUCGGAAAAUAGUAGUUCGUCACCGGGUGAAAGCCCACAAUUGGGUAAUCCUUGGGAUGCCCUUUUAAAAAAUUCAUUAACGCCUCAAGUUGUUGGAAGAAAUGAUAAAGCGAUACGUGAUUCAAACAAAAAUUCAUCAUCAAAUAAUAGAUCUGGAAGUUUUUCAUGGAAACAAUUAUCAUUUCGAAAACUUAGCCUAACCGAUAAAGAUGGAAUUCCUCCACUACAAAGAGUUUAUUGUUUUUAA
Molecule: messenger RNA, 255 nt
Organism: Pediculus humanus corporis (human body louse)
Lineage: Eukaryota; Metazoa; Arthropoda; Insecta; Psocodea; Pediculidae
Exons: 2
Coding region: 1-255 (84 amino acids)
Source: RefSeq, a predicted model, not a curated record